This is a messenger RNA of Paralichthys olivaceus (Japanese flounder), 2986 nucleotides long. The record is from RefSeq and is a predicted model, not a curated record. NCBI's taxonomy places the organism in Eukaryota, Metazoa, Chordata, Actinopteri, Pleuronectiformes, Paralichthyidae.
UCAGUGAUCGAUCAGGUGCGGGACAGGUGCAGCUCCACCUGUGAUCACCGUGCGGGGCUGUGACACGCGUGCGUGAUGUGCGGCGCAGGGGGGGGGGCGGAGUCUGGUGGUUUACGCCGGCUGACGGUGCAGACUCGGCGGAUCACUCCAGACUCCUCCGCCGCCGAUCACCUGCCGCAGACCGGCCCCACCGCUCUGAGCCGCCGGUGUCAGUGAUGGAGGUGCUGCCGGCCGCGGGGCCGCCGGAGCUGGACUGUAACAGUAACUCUCUGCCGGCGGAGCUGGAGGUGAAGAAGCUGCAGGAGCUGGUCCGGAGGCUGGAGCUGCAGAACGAGCAGCUGCGGGCGAGCGGCUGCUCCGGCGGCGGCCCGCACGCGCUGCCCCAGUCCCCGGGCUGCGCGCUCCGGAGCUCCGCCGGGUUCCGCCUGCACGGCCCGCUGCUCGGCCUGCGGUGCCACUCGUCCGCGGGAUCGCUCUCACCCCCGGAGGAGCCUUUCGAAUACUUCCAGCCGCACGGAGCCGCCGAACCGGAGGAGGAGGAGGAGGAGGAGGAGGAGGAGGACGCAGCGGAGCCGUCGGUGCUGGACGAGCUGGAGCUGCUGGACCUGGAGGUUCUGUGCUGCCCGGAGGAGGCGGAGGAGACAUGGUUGUACGUGUCGUCGAAGGCCGUGGCGCUCGGAGACGACUCCCUCACUCCUCUGCAGUGGUGCCGCCAGGUUCUGGACCGUCCCAAAACCGAGGUGGAGGCCGCCCGACGCUCGCUGUCGCUGCGACUGGAGCAAGUCUCUAGGUGGCGUAGAAGCCUGUCCAGCCCCUCCCCCUCAUCCCCAGGCCCUCCCCUCAGUCGAGUGGCAGGCAUGUCUCCCAUCCGCGCCCCCCCCUGCUCCACGCCCCUGUCGUUUGAACGACACGCUCCCUCCCUCUCCUCCCCGCUCCACCAUGUUCUCCAUCGGACGCUGAGUCCCGUGGGGAAGGAGUUCUCCCCCGUAGCUGAGCGGACCCCCACCUUCCUCCCUCACCUGGCCAAUCCAAGCCUGAGACGCUCGGCGCUCAGUCCCCAGUCGUCCGUGGACAGCGACCUCGGAGUCUCGGAGGACGACUCCAUCACUCUGGGAUACAAACUGCACGACCUCACCGACGUCCAGGUCAUGGCCCGGCUGCAGGAGGAGAGUCUAAGGCAGGACUACGCCAGCACGUCGUCCACCCUCGCCAACCGCCGCAGCCAGAGCUUCACCUUCCAGCUCAGCCAGCUCAGCGCCGGCCUCGACCUGGAGGAGGAAGACGAGGAGGACGACGAAGACUACGGUCUCCUGCCCCCGCCGCAGCCGCGCCUCACCCGCCUGCCGCACUCCCACACCUUCUCCAGCAUGCGAGACUGGCGAAGAAGCACCACGUCCCUGUCCACCCCUCCUUCCACGCCGCCGCUCCCCUCCGCCGGGUUCGCCUUUCAGCCUCUGGCCCCGUCCCCUCUCCAGGGACUGGGAGUGGGCAGCUUCUGCUCAGAGGAGCCUCAGGGCUUCAGACCAGGAUCAGGAGAAUUUGAGAAUAAACUGCGGAGGAGCAUGCCUAACCUUGUCAGAGCUCCCAGCAUGCCGAGUGUGCCCAUUCCGACCAAUCCCAGUGCUUCCCCUUGUUUGCUUCGUAACAGCCUGAGUUUUGAUUCGUCCAGCGGUCUGGCUCGCCUGCAGUCCUCCAUCCCCUCCCCAGGCCAACUUCAACACAGGGUCCAGAGCGUCGGGAAUUUCUCCUCCCUGUCGCGGCAGCCGCUAAAGGCCACCGCGUACGUCAGCCCCACCAUCAAGGGCUCGGCCUCCACGGGCCUCCAGCCUCUGAGCGGCAGCGGUGGGAGUAACAGCUGGAGUAACAGCGGGAUCCCUCUGUUCAGCAAAACGGCCACCGGAGGGGGGGCGACCACUUCCAUCCCCCCGGGCACUCCCCGCAGCGGCCUGCCCCGCCCUGCGUCCUUUGUGGGCUCCACGAGUUCCAACCCCCGCAGCAAGGUGGCGCAACCAGCACGAAGUUUACUGACGCCUCCAAAGAGCUUGUCCACCCUCACUGCGCUCCGUGACGGCACCUGGAGAGACGGCUGCUACUGACGGAUGAGCCGGUGCAGUGGCGCCCCCCGCUGGCUGGGGUAACUCGCCACACCUCAACAUCAUUCUCCAUUUUCACACCGACUGGGUUUGACCAAAAAGUAAAAAUGACCUUAACUCUAAGCUCCUGCAUAGAAUAGUUCGAUGCCGAGGGUCUCACGUGAACCGAACCUGUUUUUCCGUCCAUUCGAUUCUAUGCAUGAGUUCUUCGGGGAAGACGGGUUGUUUUAAUCUGGACCCGUCGACUGGUCCGUGCCAAGUGGGAGUUUUUUCCCAGUCGCUCUUGUGCAAUAAAGAAAUACUAACCUGCUAAAGAGGGCUGCCAGUUUAUAUGACAAGAGCCUCACGACACUGUAUUUAAUUAUUAACUUAUUUUAACGAUCACGUUUUUGGACUAAUCAGGUGCUUUCCCUUCUGGCGACAAGAGCCAAUGAUGCUGCUAAAAUCCAAUCAGUCCCUCUUACUUUGGGCACACUUGGUGUCAUUUUUACAAGGAAGACAUUAAAGUAUGUAUUUGUGUACAAAGCUAAUUAUUAAGUGUGCUUAAACCCGUAUAUAUUGUACCAUAUAAUUUAAUUUUAAAUGUGAAUUUUGACCAAAACGUGUGAUUUGUCUCACCACGGUGUCAGAAUAUGUUUUGCAUAUCAACCAUGUCUAACCACCUUCUAUUGGGAAACUGUUCCGGUUGCACUUUGUAAGAAUUGAUUAAUAAUAUGUUGAUGUUCGAUAUCACUAAUAUUUGCACUUUUGUGAGAUUUCAGUUACACUCUGCGUAAUGUAGCACCAUCCGUUUCUAAUAUUUCACUGGUGAUUUUAAAUUAUUUUAAAUGAUCGUGAUACUUUUGUUACUGUAAUGGACUGAAUGAGUGAAACUUUUUAAUAAAACACACUAU